AUGGAUAAAGGUUGGAUGUCCAAAAAUAGAUUAUCAAACGAGUACGAAGUAGGAGUGGAGUCUUUCUUGCAGUUUGCCGUUAAAAAUGGGAAAAAUCCCAAUGCUAUGCCUUGUCCUUGUGUCAAGUGUGGCAAUCUACGCGAGAAGGAUGUCAAAACCAUAAGAGCGCAUCUCACAUAUAAUGGCAUGGAUUUAACAUACGUUAGUUGGAUUUUUCAUGGGGAGAGAAGUAGACCUAACACAAGCAAUAAAGAAGAAGAAGAGAGCAGUGUGGGUCAUGAUUUUUAUUCGGAUGAGCCAGUAGACAUGGUGCAUGAUGCAUAUGUUGACAAUCCAACUCAUUUUCAUAGACUGCUCGAGGAAGCUGAAAUGCCAUUAUAUUACUCCUCAUCAUUUUGUUCGAUGAUAGAUUUACAUAAUUAUUUUCCCAAAUCAUUUUGGAUAGACGCCAUUGAAGACAUCUUCGAUUCUUCGCUAAAUCUUGAGGAUUCCCACUUGAGAGAAGGCUACGACGAGGGCUACGCUGACGGCAUAAUCUCAGGCAAGGGAGAGGGCCAACAAGUCGGGCUGAAAACCGGGUUCGAAACGGGCGAGGAAUUGGGCUUUUACCGCGGCUGCGUCGCCGUCUGGAGCUCCGCCAUCCGGGCCGACCCGAAUUUCAUGUCUGCCCGAAUUCAGAAGACAAUCAAGCAGAUGGAUGAAUUGCUUCGGAAUUACCCAAUGCUCGAGCCGGAAAACGAGUCCGUCUCCGACGCCAUGGAUGCUCUGCGCCUCAAAUUUAGGGUUAUUUGUGCUAGCUUGAAUCUCAAAUUGGAGUACAAGGGUUAUCCCAAGGCAUCCGAUGCUGGAGAUAUUGGGUUUUGAUGCUUACCGCCAACUGUUUGAUUUAUGUCCUACGAGAGGAUUUUGAUGAUUGCUUCAUUGUGAAGUUGCAUUAUACUAUAUGUCUACCUAUCGUUUUACA
Molecule: messenger RNA, 964 nt
Organism: Salvia miltiorrhiza (redroot sage)
Lineage: Eukaryota; Viridiplantae; Streptophyta; Magnoliopsida; Lamiales; Lamiaceae
Exons: 2
Coding region: 1-864 (287 amino acids)
Source: RefSeq, a predicted model, not a curated record